GCUCCCAGUUUUCCUUUCUCGAGUAGACAAUCCCAUUACCGCUGCAUUCAUUAUCUACCAAAUUCGCUGCAGUGCCUGCACGCUGUGGACCGUAAACCAUACGCUUGUGUGAUCAAUAAAUCUAGCAGAGGACGCGUUCUUCCAUGCCUAACGCGCCUGCCAGAGCGAACCAUGACGGCGGAGCAGGGCGGGAGCGCUACCCAUCUGUGUGUGCAGCGGAAGGCCGCCGACAAGACAUGGGUCACGCUGGACGGCGUCCCCUACCGUAGUGACCAACGCGACGAGGACCGCCGCCACGAGAACAACCAUCUAGACUACAGCAGAAACGACCGUCGGCGCCAGCCACUGUCAUACGGCGGCGGGAAGAGAAAGGAGGCGCCUCCGGCGCCGCUGCUGCCUCCGCAAGGGCCGGCGUUCGCCGGCUGGUCGAUGGGGGAUGUGGCGGGUGUGGCGAGGCACCACUACGUGCCUUGUGCGUUCGCGCUCUCGCUCUUGCUCUUCAUGGCCGUCGAGUACACCAUUCCGAUGGUCCCUUCGACUUCUCUGCCUCUGGACAUCGGGUUCAUCCUCACCAAGUCUCUCCACUCCGUGCUCGCCACCAACCUCGCUCUCAACACCGUGCUCGCUGCUCUCAACACGGUAUUCGUGGGAAUGCAGACGCUUUACAUUCUCUGGACCUUCGUGGUGGAGGGAAGGCCGCGGCCGACCAUCGCGGCUCUCUUCAUGUUCACCUGCAGGGGAAUCCUUGGCUGCUCCACCCAGCUCCCACUGCCCCAAGGAUUUCUGGGAUCAGGAGUGGACUUCCCCGUGGGCAACGUCUCCUUCUUCCUCUUCUUCUCGGGUCACGUCGCGGGGGCGGUGAUCGCGUCGCUGGACAUGCGAAGGACGCGGCGGCGCGGCAUGGCCUGGGCCUUCGAUGCCCUGAACCUGCUGCAGAGCGUGAGGCUGCUCGCCUCGAGAGGCCACUACACCAUCGAUUUGGCUGUGGGUGUCGGUGCUGGAUUUGUGUUCGAUGUCCUCGCAGGCAAGUAUGAGGAGAGCUGGACGAAGCCUGCCGGUGAGCACCGGCGAGCUUGCUGCAGCUGCAGCAGUGGAUAACCAUUCGACGUAAUGCAACGUGAUACAGUUUCCCCAUUCACUCCGCAUUCUCCAAACUGCUGCGGAAAAGUUCUACGUGCUGUAUAUGCAAUGGUUCAUCUUCCAAGUGACUACAUCAUGUACAAGUUUUCCCUAACUUGUUAUUUGUUGCCUUUACCAUCUACAAGUUUAUCUUUGACGAGGAAAUGGCUAAAAGAUGAAUUAAGGUACAAGUAAUUUGGCAUUGAAUCAAGUUGAUCCAUUUCUUGUUUUCUU
Messenger RNA from Musa acuminata subsp. malaccensis (wild Malaysian banana), 1353 nucleotides. RefSeq names its product phosphatidylcholine:diacylglycerol cholinephosphotransferase 1. The record is from RefSeq and is a predicted model, not a curated record. NCBI's taxonomy places the organism in Eukaryota, Viridiplantae, Streptophyta, Magnoliopsida, Zingiberales, Musaceae. Gene Ontology annotation, molecular function: diacylglycerol cholinephosphotransferase activity.